AUGCCUUCCAGCCCUUUUGGCUUAUUUGGCGUCGAAAGUGACGAGGAAAACGCGACUGAAUUAUAUGAAAAUGCUUCGAAUUCAUCUGAAAGCCCUCGAUAUCGACCAUUACAUUCCUCUCCCAACUCGACUUUCAGUGAGAGGUUAAAGAUUGCAAGAAAACUUAUUCCUUCGUAUCCUGGCAGAGCAAAAUUAGUGAAAUCCAAUCAUGAGAUGACCGGAUUAAAGAGAAAAACAGAUGAAGAAAACAUCAGCGGUGGAUUAGAAACUAGUAAUUGUCCAAUGGUUCGAGAGUUUCAGAGCUUCCUCCGGGAACAUGCCAUCAUCAUGGAGUUGUAAGCGCUAACUUACCUUCAUGUUGAUAUAUUUUAGAAGCUUAUAAACAGAUCUGUAGUGAUGAAAUUAGCGCUAUAGAAGUGUACAUUGUUAUUAUUAACGUACCUUUACAUUCAGUUAUCUCGCAUUGCAUGAUUGUACUAUAUAUCCUUGAAAUAUGUUGGUCGCAAUUGUUUUUUUGUUGUUGUUAACCUGUGUUUGAUAAUAAUUACGGCAAUGAUAUUUCACACUUCACGAAACCCAGCUCGAUAGUAAACUUUUAAUGACAAAUUAAAUGCCCAUUAUGCAGCCCCACCAUUGAAUCUCACAUCCUCAAAAAUUCCCAACAAUUAAAAGGGACAGUUCAAGGAAAAUUCAGGAAGGGUUGGGGGAGAGCUAUAUACAUGCUAUAUAUGCAGAAAGCCUACCAGCUAUAUUAAGAUACCUACAAUCGGCAACAAAAUGAGUUGAGACACUUCGGUCUAAACUGAGCUUUUUUACGUUUUACUGACUUCAAAAGGGUGAAAUAUAGCUUUUCCUCCCCCAUCCGGCCCUCCAUGCAAUGUUGUGCCGCUGUUUGAGCUACCUUUAGAAAGCAACAAACAACUCAACUUUGAAUGGAGAGGACAAGGGAGGGGUGUGGAUUCUUUUGUUCUCUGAAGUUACCCUAUUUCAGUGCAAUGUCUCAACAAUUUUGUCGCCCAUUUUAGGAUAGCUCUUAUGAAGGCAGGAAAAUCAUACCUGGAUACAUCUAAGGCUUCUGUUUAUGCAUAAGAACAGUGAUUUUGGCACGUUUGCUAAAACAGAUGGAAACCACACCACCACCAAACCCUCUCAACCAAUGGCUCCAGCACAAUGUUCAAAGCGUGUGAACAACUUGUUCCAGCUCUGUGUUACUGCUGUUCAUACUAAACUGGACACAAAAAACUAUCCGCUAUAGUGUGAACAUAGCCUUGGAGUCAUUUGUUCAAAGAACACUGCCCAGAGCAUCUCAGUCCACCACAAUGCGGCUCUCAAAGAGGGACUGCAUGUUAAGAAGUCUUUAAAUAUUUAAGACAAUUUAAUUUUAAGACAAAGGCGGGGGUAGGUAUGUGGUCCCAGUCCUUACUUAGUCUGCCCAUGAAAAGCAACAGUGGGACCAGGGGGGGGAUGGGGGGAAGGGGGUAGGUGCUUGGAAUUGAUAGAGGCACAACCAAUGCACUAACCCAUAAUAUUGUGAACCCAUACAACCCCCAAUUCCCCCAAAAAAUGGUCGGGUUUGACUGCUCCCAUAAUUAUAUGGCUGCAUGGCUCUGUAAGCAGUGAAGAUGAACCUUGGAAGUCAUCUGUUUUCAUUGCUUAUGUGGUCUGGCAAGGUCAAGCCUAAUCUUGCCCUGCACUCAGGAUGGCCCACUUUAUUCCUGCAAAAAUAUUUUUUUUGUUUGGUGAAACUCGGUGUCAGACUCACUCUUUAUAAUUUAUGAUAGUUGAAUUAAAAUGGACGGAGAUGAACGUAACCCAUGAAUAGCUCUGCGCUUUUUCCUGGGCAAUUCCAUGUAGCAUGCAUUUUGAAUGCAUACUGUUUAUUAUAUACUUAUAUAUGUGAACAAACUUAGUCAUGAAAUAACCAUUCGUAGGUUAAAUAAAGUUAAACUGUCUCUAUACUGUUUCACAUUGCAGCAAGUAUUUGAGUCAAAAUCCUCUCAGUGGAGUCUAUGCAGUACCCUCUCUAAACACAUUACAAGGUCAGUUCAAUAUUGUGGAUACUUACUUGCUGCUGAGCUGCUAUUAGUUAAAACAAAUGCAGAAAAAACAAUGUACUUGUCUCCUUGGUCUAGUGCAAUGAGCCUUAAUUAGAAUCGAAUCUGUCGCAAAUCAUGAAAAUUAACCAGUUCAGUGGCUUAGAUUUUACUACACAGAGUUUUAAUAAUUUCAUUUCAAACAAACCAAAGAGAAUGUCAAAUGAGAAGGACCAAACAACUUGCUGUCUUAUCAUUGUUGUUUUAGGUCUAGGAAAACAGUUAGGUGCUAGUGUAUGUCAUGACAGGUUAGCUUUAUGGAAAGAAAAUAUAAGUUCUUGGAGAUAUGUGGUAGGGGAGCCAUGGGUGGGAGGGGUGAUAGGGGUGGAAAGAGACUGGAGGUGUUAUUUGGAGUACUUGAUAGAGCUUUAAUCAUACAAGUUAGUAGUUUUUUAGCAAAUCCUUAGAGAUAUGUGGGGGGAAGGCCAGGGGUGGGACAGUGAAUGUAGUGUCAGAAUUUGAAUCCAUACUUUCAUUCACCAUUGUCAAAUAAACAAUUAUAUGAAUUUGUAUGCCUGCAUGAAGUAUUCGUACCAGUAGGCAUGAGGUUGCCUUACAACUGCCUAUAACAUUUUGGUUAUUAAGGGUUUAGCUCAGUGCUUUCUUUUUUUAGUGUGAACAGUUUGACUGCAACUUCCAACAGAUUAUCAUAACCUCCUUAUAUAAUGACACCUCUCUAAAUUAAACUGGCUGCCUAGCUUUAGUCCCUGUCAUUUUUCAGUCAUUUUCUUUGACUUCCAUUAAGAUGGACUCUUUAUUUAAGCCCUGAUGAGCAAGUCUCAAUGGUGUUCAUCUUAGAGAGAGAUAAUCACUGGAGCCACAGCUUGUUUUGUCAGUUACUGUAUUACUAUAUUAUUAAAUGUAAUGGCUUGAUCAAUUUUAUCGUUAGUCUGGCAUGGGAUAAUAUUCAUCAGAGCAGGACCUUACAGAAAUGGAAUCUUCAGGUUUAUAGUUAUUCUACAGGAUGAGUAAGUAAAAAACAGUGGAUAAAAAAACUUGACAUUGUUAUAUUUUUUCUUUAAUAUAUUUUAUCUAUCUCAGUUCUUAAUUUUUAGCUAUACAUACAAAGAGUGUUGUGUUUUUACACCAGUAAUUAUACGGAGACAGCAAUAGACCAAUUGUGAUAUAUUAGAAUUCACACUUGGCUCCAUUAGGUUGGUGGAAUAACACAAAAGAAAUCAUAUUGUCAGGCUCAGCAAUUGAAAAAUACAUCUCUUUUUUUAUUUUUCCCCCAAGCUAUGGAGCCAAGUACAAAUUUUAUCAAAAAUUGGUCUUAAACAACCUGCUACUUGUUGUUGUUGUUGUUAUUUAACAGCUUACUGCUGUUAAAUAACUGCUGCUUGAAACUACAUAUUUUAAACAAAAACUUUAUAUUGAAAAAGAAUCAGCAUAAAAGCUCAAAUAUAAUGCAAAGUUGUGUUACUGGCAUCUUUUCUACUAAUUAAGCCAGUCUUCAUCAGAAACUAAUUUAUGCAGUUAAUUUCAAGUGUAUUUGAUAAAACAAUGCAGCCCGACUGUUAUGUUUGAUUUUCAGUUUCCCUGAUAGCAGACCUCUUCUCAAGUUUACUACACCAGUGUUUCAUCCUCAAGUUCAUCCUGUUAAUUGGUAAGUGAGGACGCAGUGGCUGAAUGACUUGAGGUGAAUUCAGAAAGAGGAAGUGGCAAGUUGUUACAUUGUAGUGUAAUUUAUACUGGCAUAUGCACGUAAAAUGUAUGUGCAUAAAUAAAAUAGAGACAAUGUAUGAAAGGCUGCGCGUAAACAUAAGAGUUGAGCAGGUUCAACUGACUGUUUUGUUUAUGCGCAUAACCUUCCAUACAUUGCCUCUAUUUUAUUUACACGGGUAACAUUUUUGUGGGCUCACAUAAAAAUUAUGCGACAGUUGAUCCACCUUUAGUCCCUUUCCUCUUUUCCCCAGUUCAUAGUCAAAAAUGAGAUAUCAUAUAUUUAUUUAUUACAGUUAACUCUGGGAUUUAACCUGUUCACACCUGAGAAGGAUUGUUUUAGAAAUGAUGAAUUUAAAAGCCCUUGUCUUCAUAAAUUUCAUCAGGUUCAAGUUAACUGACAGUUUAAGGAGGCAGCCUAAUUAAAGUAAGCAUCAGGCUGUUGAGUAAAUAGAGUAGUUUCAGAGCAAGCUUAAUAAUGCUGAUCGAUCUUUCCAAUUUUGCCUCAUUGUUUUUGUACCUUUUUUAGGGUUCUGAACCUGGAGGUUUCUUUUCCACAAUGGGAAAGAGGAAAAAACAGUAUAUGGUGAGUGGCAGAGCUAUUAUGGAAUCUUUGGUACUUAUUUCAGCAUAAAAAAAUCGUACUUUGGUCAAUUAACAACUUGACAAACUUUUAACUUGAUAAUAGGUCAUUUACAUGAUGGCACCAUUUUACUGUGCACUUUUUAAAAUAAGUAUACCAGUAUCCAUUUCACUCUUCCUUUUUUUCAAUAAUUAAAAACUGCCCAUGAGUAAAUGGCCUGUUCAGUCCCUUCUAUUCUACUAAAUGAAGGAUAAUUCAGUCCUCACCAUACUGCUGAAGGAAGGAUAAUUCAGUCCCCACUAUUUAUACUGCUAAAGGGAGAAUAAAUUCAGUCCCAACUAUACUACUUAGAGAAGGAUAAUUCAGUCCCCACUAUACUACUAAGGAAAGGAUAAUUCAGUCCCUACUAUACUACUAAGGAAAGGAUAAUUCAGUUCCUACUACACUGCUAUAAAGGAAGGAUAACUCAGUCCCUACUAUACUGCUAAAGGAAGGAUAAUUCAGUCCUUACUAUACUACUCAGGGAAGAAUAAUUUAGUCCUUACUAUACUACUUGGGGAGGCAUAAUUCAGUCCCUGCUAUACUGCUAAAUAAGGAAGGAUAAUUUAGUCCCUACUAAACUGCUAAGGGAAGCAUAAUGUAGGCCUUACUGUACUGCUGAGGGAGGUAUAAUUAAGUCCUUACUAUACUAUUAAGGAAAGAAUAAUUUAGUCCUUACUAUACUGCUAAGGGAAGCGUAAUGUAGUCCUUACUAUACUGCUGAGGGAGGUAUAAUUUAGCCCUUACUAUACUACUAAGGGAAGAAUAAUUUAGUCCUUCCUAUACUGCUCAGGAAAGGACAAUUUAGUCCUUACUAUACUUCUAAAUUGCUCUUUCCUUAGUAGUAUAGUAAGGACUAUAAUUAUUCUUCCAUUAGGAAGUAUAGUAAGGACUAAAUUAUCCUUUUCUUAGCAGUAUAGUAAGGACUAAUUUAUUCUUCCCUUAGCAGCGUGCAAAGAAAGUAGUGUCCGACAGCCCGGGGCUAGUGGAUUUUGUUAUCGGGCUAGUUAAUUCUGUUUUUAACUUGCCUGAUGGGCAAGUGAUGAUUUUUGAGGAAUUCGAAUAACAGAAGAACUGUGAAAUCAAUUGUGCUCGUCAAAAAGCUUUUGGGGCUAGCGGAAAUGACGUUUGGGCUAGUAACUGCUAGCUUCUUUGCACGCUGCUUAGUCCUUAAAACUGCUAAGGGAAGGAUAAUUUAGUCGUUGGAAGGAUAAUUCAGAGACCACUAAACUGCUUAAGGCAGGAUAAUUCAGUUCCCUCUUUAGUGCUUACUAUACUGCUUGAGGAGGGAUCAUUCCUUUUUAACUGUACUGAAAAGGGAAGGAUAAUUCUCACCAGGCACAUUCCAAGGAAAGAUGAUUUAGACCCUACGGCUAAAGGUGGAAUAUUUUAGUCCCCAAUAUACGGUUGAAGAAAAGAUCUCCUGACGUAGGCAGCUGCUUGAAACAGAUUUUCUUUUUCAGGCAAGUCCUUAAAUUUUUGAAGAGUUGCUUUUAUAACGUGGACACAUGGGGAGGAACAAAUGAAGCUGCCAUCGAUACGUAAGUGUUUCUGAUCUCCUGUUAGGAAUGGAGCAGAAUGAAAUCUAUGUGAGUGAUAUUUCCCAUUUAACGCCUGAAGACUUCAGAGCGACUAGACACUUCAUAAACAGACGUAUGGUAUCAGGAAUAGGUCAUAGAGGAUCACACCACUCGUGGCUGAAAGUGUUAUCUUAUUAAAGCUCUACAAGAAUAAUUCCAGAUCUAGAUUAAUUUGCCAGGGCCCUUUAAUUCUAACCUUGAACGAUUAAGGUAGCUUAUGUUAGCCGACACCAUCGGUCGGUAUAUCGCCCUCGUGUCGGUCAAGUAUCAGCAGAGUGACAGGCAAGUAUCUAGUACACCGAAUCGGCCGAAAGCGUGAAUAAAUGUAUACACUGUAUAAAAAGUGCACAUUACAGGGCGCUCCAACGACCUUCCAUAUGUAACACACAUUCUUAAUUAAGCGAGGAUCUUGGUGAUAAGAAGAAAAAUAUGGCGAAUGUUUUUAAAUCAUUGUGUUUAGAAUUCACAGCGAUAUCGAGAAAUUCAAAGAUGAAGCAGAACUAUGUGCAGCUGAUUCAGUCAGAUUGUUUGAUGAUGAACUCAGUCAAGGCAGAAGCUCAGGUAUGUUGGUAAUUUAAAAUAUGUUUUAGUUAAGCUCUGCAACAAUUUUUUACUUUCCUCCACAAAAAAUUGACCGCUUCAUUUUUACAGUCCAUACUGGAGACCUGGCUCCAGUUCUUCAAAAGGUGGAUAACGCUAUCCGCUGGAUAAAUCUCUACCCAGAGUUGUGGAUAGCGCUACUGGUUUUCGUAAUACGUAUUCGCUAGAUACCGAGUUGUAAGAUGGAUAUCGCUAUCCAGCGUUUGAACAAUCCAGCCCUGCAGUGCCAAUCUAACUAUGCUGUCACAAAACCCUGUGGUGUAAUCGUUUAAUUAAACCUCUUAGCCAGUGCUAUCAAAUGAUACUAUUUCACAAACCGUAAUUUGAAAUUUCCCUAGAAUUCUCUCAUUGGCCUUUAUAUUUGGAAGUGCAAGCGCUUACUUGCAGAAAUCUACCUUACUAGACAGGGAGGAGCGGAGACGAAAGCUCUCAUGUUCGUAUCGCAUAGGCGACCCCAAAUGAAGGCUUAGUUUUUUGUUGGUUCGAUCUCUUAUUAUUUUUCCCAUGUUCAACAGAUGACGAUGGAAAUGUCCUCAGCCAGAAGAAUCUCAGCGACGUAGCAUUUAGAGAAGGGAAGAGAAUGAUGUUAACUGGGGUAAGAAUAGGACGCGUUAGGUCAAUGUAGAGUGCCCUUUUUGGAAAAAUCCGAAUCUGGGUUAAAUAUAAGCGCUUGCCUGAAUCUCAAGCAAAAAACAUAAAUUGGACAAAGGAUCUUUUCCGUAGCAACAGUGAGUGCUAUUCAGAGUACAGGAACAACACGAAACUACACAUAUCGUCACUUAGUCUAGAAAUUGCAUGCAAUAAAUUGCCUUUCAAAUAGGGAGAUGUGUCCGGGCCGCUUCACGAAAGAGACCCCAUUGUGGUUUGACUCUCGCAAGCGCCCACUUUCCGUAGGGCGACCACUAAAUCAUCGUGUGUGGUCACUUACAGGAGGUUCCCCUGUACAUUCAUACACUCGUUAUACAACUGAUCUCGCGUUACGGGGAGCCUGUAGUUAGCAGACACCCACAGCAUCCUAGCUAGUCUCCGCUUAAUACGGUUUCGUUUUCCAUACUACAAGGGAAGACUCAAUGACGUUUGUGUCCCCUUUAUUGCCUAGUUUCGAACCCAGCAGGGCUGGGAUAAACAACACGAGACCCAGAUAGUCAGAAAGAGCAUAUUGAGGUUGGGAAAAAUCUCAAGUUUGGUGUGAAUCGGGCCUAUAUUGAAAGAAAAAAAUAAAAUUAUAAGAGAUAUAUGGGUUACUGGACACACCGUCCGGACGUCUAUAUAUUUCUUGUUAAAUUUUGGAGUUUUUGAAUGGCUGUAUCUCGUUCAAUGUAAGCCCAAUAAACACCAAUCUUGCAAUUGUUGCUAACCUCAAUGUGCUCUUUCUGUCUCAUCUCUCUCUUUUGGGUCUCUUGUGUUUAUCUUAGAAUAAACGGACUAUACCCAGCCCCUCGCAGUUUGAAAGUAGGCAAUACAGGUCUCCCCUAAAAUUUUAUAUGGGUCCCUCUUAAUACAGGUUUGACUGUUCAACGUUCAACACUUCGAUACCAGUAGAUACCUAAGCUAAAACAUUACCGCCUGUUUCUAACUAUGCAUAUUCAUUCAGUUUGUUUUUGAAGGAGCCCGUGUUCCAUCCGUGUUAUUGAUAUUGUUUGGUGUAUUAUAUUACAUUACCAGGAGUUACCUUCAUGGAUGCCAUAAACUUAGGGUUGGGGCACACCAAGAGUCAUGUUUCAGGGACAAGUCUCUCAGUGCGCGACACAAAUUUGGGCAAAGUUGUCCCCGCGACAUGUGGCAUUAGAUUCAACUUCAAGAGGUCAAGAAGCAUGUCGAGGAGACAAAAUGUUACAAGGACCCCAUACACCUUCGUGUUUUCUCCCCGUUGUGCAACAUGUCCCUGCAGUUGAAUCGGAAUAGUUGAGCCAACCAGAGACAACGACCAGAAUUUUUUGUGAUCAUGCAUUGGGAAGGAAGGCAAGCUAAAUUAUUUCCCGCGACAUGUUCGUAUUUGUGAGACAUUGUGACUUUGGUCCUGGCCUGCCACAUUUGUCUGUUACACAGCCCUAUUACACGCCAGUUCGUUUUACUGCUCGUGAUUGUAUGCCUAUUGCAUAUGUCUGCUAGACAUUACUGUGUGUACUGCAGAAUUUAUCAUAGUUGCACGUAGCUGCAACAACUCCUUGCGGCCUGUAUCCUAAGGUCUCCAAACCUUUGACGUGAAAUUUACGCCUAAAUUAUAAACAACGGAAAAAUCGACGGGCCAGGCGCUCGUGGACUUACAGUAUUUAAUAUAUCAUUCAAAUUUAAGCUACAUAGAGAUAAUAUAUAUAAUUUUUUAUUUGAAGUGCUAUUGAAAUUGUGUAUUUUAAUAAAAUAGCUAUUGUCUCAUGAACCUAAACAACUGUUCACAUUACGG
Porites evermanni is the source of this 8961-nucleotide messenger RNA. Lineage: Eukaryota; Metazoa; Cnidaria; Anthozoa; Scleractinia; Poritidae. The record is from the annotation of a GenBank genome assembly.